Anarrhichthys ocellatus (wolf-eel) is the source of this 903-nucleotide messenger RNA. It is a transcript of the gene laptm4a, whose product is annotated as lysosomal protein transmembrane 4 alpha. The transcript has 7 exons. NCBI's taxonomy places the organism in Eukaryota, Metazoa, Chordata, Actinopteri, Perciformes, Anarhichadidae. The record is from RefSeq and is a predicted model, not a curated record. Gene Ontology annotation, cellular component: lysosomal membrane. Bases 112 to 831 code for a protein of 239 amino acids.
UAUCACCGGCGUCGCACAGGUUGUCAAGGAAGUGGUGGGCGUUCCUCCUGUGUUAGUUCGCAGACUGUUGAUGCUGAGACGAUUAUUUCUUGUCCACGAUAAGCUCUCCCGAUGUUUCUUCCUACGCUUGUGGAGGACAUGCAUCACUUUAAGCCCAGUCGAGACAGACUGUACACCACCAGGUGUUGUGGAUGUUGCCACGUUCGCACGGGGACCAUCAUCCUGGGAACAUGGUACAUGGUAGUCAAUCUGUUGAUGGGCAUCCUGCUGACUGUCGCUGUGACCCACCCAGAGAACGUGCCCACCAUUGACUUGCAGUAUGAGGUCAUCGACCAUUACUUUGCCUCCGACAGGAUGUCUGAGAAUGCCUGUGUUGGCUUCGCCAUCUCUCUGCUGAUGCUCACCAUCAGUGCCAUGAUGGUGUACGGAGCCAUUACUCAUCGUGACGGCUGGCUCAUCCCAUUUUUCUGCUAUCAGCUGUUUGACUUUGCUCUGAGCUGCCUGGUGGCCAUCAGUUCUCUCACCUACCUACCCAGGAUCAAGGACUACCUGGACCAGCUGCCGGAUUUCCCGUACAAGGACAACCUCCUCUCUAUGGACUCCAGCUGCCUGCUGCUCUUUGUGUUGGUCUUCUUUGCCUUCCUCAUCAUCCUCAAGUCUUACCUGAUCAACUGUGUGUGGAACUGCUACAAGUACAUCAACAACAGGAACAUGCCAGAGAUCGCUGUCUACCCGGCCUUUGAAACCCCUCCCCAGUACAUCCUGCCCACUUAUGAGAUGGCAAUGAAGAUGCCAGAGAAGGAGCCCCCUCCCCCUUACAUGCCUGCUUAAGCACCAGCCCCGUUGCCAAAAUACACACACACACACACACACACACACACACACACACACACACACACACCA